AUGACGAAGGACACACAUCAAAGGUCUCUCGUUGGCGUCAUUGGCGGAAGUGGCCUGUAUCACCUCGACAACCUCACCUUCGUGAAGAAGCUCGAGCUUGACACGCCCUGGGGACGCCCGUCUUCGGCCAUCACCAUCUUCGCCCUCCCCUCAGGCACCAAUGUCGCCUUCAUCGCGCGCCACGGCCCGCACCACAUGAUCCCCCCAUCCAGCGUCCCCUCCCGCGCGAACAUCGCCGCACUCAAGUACCUCGGCGUGCGCGCCAUCAUCGCGUUCAGCGCGGUCGGCUCUCUCCGCGAGGAGAUCGCGCCGGGGCACGUCGCGCUGCCGACGCAGCUCAUCGACCGCACCAAGGGCAUCCGCCCCGCGAGCUUCUUCGAGGGCACAUCGGUCGUCGCGCACGCGCAGUUUGGCGACCCCGUCAGCGUGAAGUUUGUCAAGUGGCUCGAGGAGAGGGUGCAGAAGGCGCUGGACGACGAGGGGCGGGGUACGGUGCUGCAUAAGGAUAAGACGCUCGUGUGCAUGGAGGGUCCGCAGUUCUCGACGAGGGCGGAGAGUAACAUGUACAGAGCCUGGGGAGGCGAUCUCAUCAACAUGAGUGCCUUACCCGAGGCCAAGCUUGCGCGUGAGGCCGAGCUCAGUUACGCCAUCAUCGCCACCGCGACCGACUAUGACUCAUGGCGUAUGGAAUCCGACGCCGUUACGGCCCACGAUGUCCUCCAGGUACUGAAGCAAAACGCGGAGACGUCAAAGCACGUCGCCGCGUACGUGCUCGAGGAGCUGCACCACGCGCUCGAGGAAAACCUGCUCAACGAGGAGGUCGGCGGCAUGCGCAACUCGAUCAUGCCCCGGUCGGACGCGCAACCCGAGGAGGACAUCCACAAGCUCGCGUUUGUCCUGCCAGAAUACUUCGGUUAGACCCGGAUAGAUGAGUGUUUACGGCGUGCUAUAUAUCCUAUAAAUGUUGCGAUUAUAUAUCAAUGAAUCAGAAUGUAGAACGACGGAGCGGCAUGACGCUCCAAAGCGAUGUUAACUUGUGCAUUAACAUUAGUACCG
Coniophora puteana RWD-64-598 SS2 is the source of this 1056-nucleotide messenger RNA. Its product is annotated as Methylthioadenosine phosphorylase. Gene Ontology annotation, biological process: nucleoside metabolic process. The transcript has 5 exons. Bases 1 to 918 code for a protein of 305 amino acids. Gene Ontology annotation, molecular function: S-methyl-5-thioadenosine phosphorylase activity. NCBI's taxonomy places the organism in Eukaryota, Fungi, Basidiomycota, Agaricomycetes, Boletales, Coniophoraceae. Gene Ontology annotation, cellular component: cytosol. The record is from RefSeq and is a predicted model, not a curated record.